AUGCUAAUAGAUCAAUCAAAAAUUGUAGAAUACGACAAAGAGGUUAAGAGCCUCAUUGACAACGGAAUUGCUGAAAUUGUGCCCAAUAUCGAGUCUCCUAGGCCGAUUUAUUACAUGCCGCAUAAACCUGUUUAUAAAGAAAAUAAAAGCACAACGAAAGUGAGAAUCGUUUUCGAUGCGUCUUCGAGCGAAUCCGGCCAUACUUCGCUGAAUGAUCACCUUAGCGAAGGUUCUAAUCUCAUUGCCGACUUAUUCACAAUGCUACUACGUUUUAGGGCAAAUCGUAUCGCUGUGGUGGGCGAUAUAGAGAAAGCAUUCCUUCAGAUUUUACUGGAUGAAGCUGACAGAGAUACCCAUCGUUUUUUAUGGUACAAGUCAUGUCCAAGCGCAGAUCAACAUAAGCCAGAUCUGGCAAUCUAUCGUAUGACUAGGGUUACAUUUGGCAUAACAUCCAGCCCUUUCCUAUUAGCUAGCACUAUACGUAAUCAUUUGGAUGAAAGCUUAAAAAGUCAUAGCGUGCUGUGUGAAAAACUCAAAGCGUCGUUUACGUAG
Molecule: messenger RNA, 552 nt
Organism: Rhagoletis zephyria (snowberry fruit fly)
Lineage: Eukaryota; Metazoa; Arthropoda; Insecta; Diptera; Tephritidae
Source: RefSeq, a predicted model, not a curated record